AUGAUCUCUGCAGCACAAUUUGUGCUGGUAAACGCCCAAUUUCUGACCAGCACGAGGCCUGCGCUCUCUCGAGUGGCCCCUAUUGCUGCACCCCUGAUCUCAUCAACUUCCAAUGCCGCAUCGACAGAUGUAGCCUUCGAACCAAGGAUCGCCAAUCUAGAAGUCCACGCCUCAGAAGUUGAAGACAGAAGCGCCGUUGGCAGCGAACACAAAGUGGAUGACAAUCUGUGCUCCAAUCUGGAGUGUCGCGGGCAUCACGACGCGGGCGAAGAAGAGGUUGAACGCCGCGCUGCUUGGGAGUUCUUCUUUGAAAAAAAUCCUGAGUACUACUGGGACGAGGAUGAGUAUCAGAUUCUCAAGAAGGAGAACUCGCACAAGCAUCGACCAGCCCCGCAGGCACUGCCACCACCCCAACAUCACAACCCGACUCCACCACAGUAUUCCAAUCCGGCUCUAGCGCAGGCUCCAGUACAUCCUGAUAAACAAGACGGUGACGAUUUCGUCGUCGUGAUCCCUAAGGACAAGACGAAGGGGGAAGCUCUCAUGGUGCCUGCGGGUGAGUACAACGACUACCUCUCCAAGAACCCUCAGUAUCGUCCACAGCCUCAGGGAGCUGGCCAGCAAAUGCAACAGAACAUGCCCUAUCAAGAGCAGCCCCAAGCCCAGUCUCAGCAGCGCGUCCCUCAAGCCCAGCCUUACCGAAGCCAGCAUCCACAAGGGCAACCCAGGCAUGGACAUUAUCACAUUCCCCAGGCUCACGGCAAAGCCCCCGUCCAGCAACCGCAUUAUCCCGUUGGAAGCUAUAGGCCCCAGAAGCAUCAGAAGCGACGCGUGAGACCUUCUCCUUAUAAAUUUCCAAAGACCCCCGAAGCUUUAGCGUUCACACGAGCAUAUCGUGAGGAUAUCAGGCAAAACGGGCGAGUGAAGCCCAAGCCAGAAGAUCAGUUGAAAGAGGAGGAGGAGGAGGAGGAUGAAUCCGAGGCGGAAGCAGACUUGAACCACCCAAUUGUUGACCAGUCACCAGAAUAUGACCAAGGUUCGCAGAUUCAAGAACUCGCACAGCUCGCUAUCGCAAACGAGGGCGACGAGAGUCAAGAGCCAUACGCCGACGAGGGCUAUGUUGAUGGAGCUGGAGAGUACUACGAUCCACACAACGAAGAGGUGGACGACUAUGUUGAAGACCUUCCGGCGGGCGGUGUUCCUGAGCCCUGGAGCAACGAUGUCGAGCCUUCGCCCAACACUGGUGCAGGCUGGAAACUCGCUCCUUUCCGACCGAACUUCGAGAUUCCCGGAAUACAGAGCCCUUUUGAUGCGUUCAGGGCUCACGCCAACGGUGAGGGACUUGUCAGUGAUGAGAAGCUUGCGAAAAUGAAAGCAGCUGCCGAAGAGCGCAAGGCCGCGGAAGCAGCGGCGAAACAGAAGCAAAACGUGGUCCAGGAACAGAACCAGCAAUCAAAGCCAACACAGAAGCAACCAAUGCUCUCUGGUCCAGAGAAGCUUGAGGAAAUGAAGGCAGUCGCCGAGAAGCAGAAGGCCGCUAAGAUUGCUAAGGCCCAAAAGCAAGCGCAGGCCGAUAAAGAAAUGCAGAAACAGCAGCAAAAGCAACAGCAAAAGCAGCCGCAGGCAGAUCAGCAACUGAAACAGCAGCGAAAACACCAGCUGAGGUCAAUAGCGGCUCCCAAGCUGGUAGCCGGUCAGAAUCGUCGACGUGUUUUGUUCGAGGAUGAGGACUGGCAGACGUCUCAUGGGGCUCGACAUCACGUCUGGAGAGACUCCAAGGCGGUCAACCUCCGCGUCAAUGCCAACAGCUAUCUCAGCCCCGGCCUCUGCGUGAGCCUCAGCGUCGAACUCCGAAUAAACCUCAGCCGCAACCCAAAAAACUACCUCGACAGAAACCUCGUCCUCGAAAACCGAAACAACGGCAGCAGUCUCCUCAGCGAUCGAAGCAGCGACUGGAGCAGCGGCCGCAGCCUCAAGGGCUGA
Molecule: messenger RNA, 1983 nt
Organism: Emericellopsis cladophorae
Lineage: Eukaryota; Fungi; Ascomycota; Sordariomycetes; Hypocreales; Bionectriaceae
Exons: 3
Coding region: 1-1983 (660 amino acids)
Source: RefSeq, a predicted model, not a curated record